GGCGGAUGCGGGAGCGGCGGUAGGGAGCGCCUUCCUCCCCCUUCUUCCUCUUCCUCCUCCUCCUCCUCCUCCUCCUCCUCCUCCUCCUCCUCCUCCUCCUCCUUUUUCUUCUCCUCCUCCUGCUGGCCCAGGCUCUGGACAGCAAAGGGGCAGAGCCCGGCGCGGUGGGGAGGGAAGGGUGCGGCCCCCGCAGCCGCCCCCCCCAAAAGCGCUGCCUUAUCGCUGAUAUCCCUUAUCUCUGCCAUCCCUUAUCUAUCAUCUCUGCCAUCCCUUAUCUAUCUCUGCCAUCCCUUAUCUCUGAUCCCCUCGUGUCCCGUUCUCCGCCCUCCCCGCGAAGUUAAAGGCAAGAGCCCAGCAUGGUUGAGAACUCUCCGGCCCCGCUGCCAGAAAGGGCAAUUUAUGGAUUUGCGCUUUUUUUGGGCUCGUGGUUUGGCUUCAUUUUGUACCUUAUCUGGGCUUAUAUUCCUGAGACUUGGCUUUUCUCCCUGGGACUGACAUACUGGCCUCAAAAGUACUGGGCAGUUGCUCUGCCAGUUUAUCUCCUGGUGGCUGUGGGAAUUGGUUAUAUUUUGCUUUUUGGGAUUAACAUGAUGAGCACAGCUCCACUCAACUCCACUCACACCAUCACAGAUAACUUUGCAAAAAAGCAGCAGCAGAAGAAAUUCCAGGAGGAGGCAAUUCCAGCCCUGAGGGAUAUUCCCAUCAGUGAAGUCAACAGGAUGUUCUUCCUCCCUGAAAAAGGCAUCUGCAAUAGCAGAUAGUUUUUACUAAAAUCUGUUUGGACAAAGGAUUGAUAAAAAUUACUGAGGGACAAUUAAAACCUCUCGAAGCUAAAAAAAAAAACCAAAACAACUCUUUCAACUUUUUUUCCCCUGAAUUUCUAAUUAACUUCAUAUGACUUUAUUAUUAUUAUUAUUAUGCACCUUAUUAACCUGCAUUGCUCUGAAAAUUAUGCCCCAGUAAUUUAUCUGGUUGUUCUUUAAAAAUUAAAAAAGUGGGUUGAAAAGUGUUCUGUUACUUGCAAGCUUUUUGCUUGGAAUUCCCCUCUGAGAGGGAAAAAAAGCAGCUUUUAAACAGUUUAAUUCUAUUUUUCUUUUAAUUCAGGGAGAGAAAAAUGUGUUUUGCUAGUCAAACACUUGAGGAUCUUUUUUGAAUUGUUAACUGGAAGUGUUUGCAUUGUAAAUAUAUCAUUUGCCUUUGUAAAUAUUAAUAAAAUGUGGCUGAUUUUUCCAUCUUCA
Taeniopygia guttata (zebra finch) is the source of this 1238-nucleotide messenger RNA. The record is from RefSeq and is a predicted model, not a curated record. NCBI's taxonomy places the organism in Eukaryota, Metazoa, Chordata, Aves, Passeriformes, Estrildidae.